AGCGUUUAAACGACAUGUCUGAGGGAGAGAAAGCACGAACUGAAAACUCAAAAAAUAUAGACGAGGAAGAAAAUAUGCAGCUCAAUACAAUGAAGAUACCAUUUCCUCAGUGGAAACUUUUAGACCUCAACCAAAUGAAGAACUUGCUUGAUCUGCCUGUGGAAGAAGUGCAGUUACAGUUUAAGGGUAUACUUGAUUUGAAAAACUACCAGACGUGUAUGAAAGAUGCUGCUCUGUUGGAUUAUUUUGUCAAUGGAUUUUGGUGGGCCAAGGAGAUGAACUUCAACUGUCCACAAAUCUCAUUUAUCAUGGCACUUUUACAGCAGUUACUGGACAACAUAUCAAAUAAACAGGCAUCAUUUGCUGAUAAUGUCAAGGUAUUUACUCAGACAAUGGAUGUCACCGGACACCAGUCAUCAUCAUCAGCAGAGACUGAUGCCAUUGUUUUAUUUGAUGCUGUCCAGAUCAGAUCCAUCACAGAUUACUUCAGGAAUGGUGUUUUCCAGCAUUACAGAUUAUAUGAAUCACUGUUCACUCACCGAAAACAGCAGCAACUCGUGAGUAUAGAGAAAUGCAUUGAAGUGGUCACUCCGUUUGAUUUUGUUCCACCGCUGGAGGAGGGCAUGCCCGCUGAUCUCUAUUUCCAAUAUGUGGCUCCACCUCGCGUCCAAACGCCCGAGCAGGAAUCUCUCGAGCAGAAUCCUGGAAAAGCUGAGCUGGAAGAAAAUGAUGAGGACCAGACAGACUUUAAUGUAGGAGAUGUACGAGAUGUGCUAGAGGAAAUUACACAAGAGAUGUUAGCACAACUACAGGCGGACUUCACAGAGAAGCUGCAAGCUCAUGAGGAGAUCUACACCUCGAGGUUAGAGCGACUUCAAGAAGUCCUGCUGAGAGGACCGGACAAUUUCCCACCAGUACCCACUCAUUCAGUCAGAGGAAAGAAAGUAAACCCAGCAUAAGAGCAUUGAAUCACACAGUCCAAAACUUCCCCCAAGAUUUGAUUAAGGUCUAUAUCAAGGGUAAUAGCUUGAACAGUUUCUGCAACAUUGAUAAUAAAACGAGUGUUAGGGCGACGCUUUCGAUUUAUUCAGCGAGAUAAAAUGAUGAAUACGAAAUGCAGGUUAGUCAUGGCAGUCAAGGAGAAAAGUGAAUGUGUAAUUAAGUUGUUUGUGAAAUGUUUUUGUGCACCGUUCCCACAAGUCAUUCGCUGUUUAAACGCAGCCCAGCACUAUGGCAACACAGUGUAACUCAGACUAAAGAGCUGAGUUGCCAUAAAAAGUGAUGUAUUAUUAAAGCUGAAUAGUUACUUUUCCAGCGCAUUUGAGAAAGCCCACAUAAAACUAUAAAUACACCCUGCAAUAUAUACUAUAAAAGAGUGCUGAUCGUUUUUUUUUCCAUUUCAAAGCACCAUUAUUUGCACAAUGUUGAGUCUGCAUAUACAGUGCCAGAGAUUAUUAGUGUUAUAUCAAAUCAGCCUCAUAGGAAAACUCACAUAACACUUUUGAUCUUUAUGCUCAAACAGGUUAUGAUUAAUGGUGAAAAACAGGUCUGAUUGAAUCAGCACAAUAUUAAAUUACAGCAAUUUUCCUUUAUGUGUCUCUUGUUUUUACGCCCUGUUGAUUUAGCUCUUCAUUAGCUUGCCGCCCCCAUGUUGACUUGUUGCGGUGAAGUUAGCAGCUCAGUUUGCGUGCCUUGAGAAACAUGUUUAAACACUUUAAGUGCUCUUUAUGUUCCCAAACUGAUUGAUUCUGUGGCAGGAGUAAGAUGACCUUUCAGUACACAAACAAUAAACAGUGGUGGAUUACAGAUGACCUGUAUCCUCCUCAAAGUAAUGACAACUUUUAAGGAAUUGUUGAGUUUCACUUUCAUUCAUGAAGCAUUUCAAAACAUGCAUGACUGCAUUGAUUUGUCCUUUAAAGGUGAAUUGCGUAAUUUCUGUGCUAGCGACAGCAUACCAAAUAGUGAACAUAAUUCUUAUCCCGGCACACCACAAACUCAUAACAUUAGUUGAGUCAAUGU
Molecule: messenger RNA, 2019 nt
Organism: Paramisgurnus dabryanus
Lineage: Eukaryota; Metazoa; Chordata; Actinopteri; Cypriniformes; Cobitidae
Gene: cabcoco1
Product: ciliary associated calcium binding coiled-coil 1
Source: RefSeq, a predicted model, not a curated record